Westerdykella ornata is the source of this 716-nucleotide messenger RNA. RefSeq lists its product as uncharacterized. The record is from RefSeq and is a predicted model, not a curated record. Bases 190 to 660 code for a protein of 156 amino acids. Lineage: Eukaryota; Fungi; Ascomycota; Dothideomycetes; Pleosporales; Sporormiaceae. The transcript has a single exon.
GAAUCGCCGCGGAAGACCGGAACUUGCUCUCAUACCCCGAUCAGCAUAUAGACAGCGACUGAUUCUUUGCGGACUGCCUUCUUUUCGAGCUCUAUCCACUUCAUUCCAGGAUACCCGAUCGCUCUAUCGUCGAACUCACGGCGAGCUCGAUUCUAGACGGCAGAGGCGCGAAGCCUUAACGCGGAAAUAAUGCAUGACGACCAGCUUAUGUCUCACGCUGCACCAAUGUGCGUGCUGCUUGGGGAGCGCCCAACGAUAGAUCUCGUUUUUCCGGCUUUCGCCAGACGAGCCGAUGACCUGUGUUUUCAUCUUUUUUCUUUUACGUUGCACAUUUCAACAAAAGCGAUUCCCUUUCCUUGUCAUACCCCGGCGAACGAGUUCUCGCCAUUCUGCAUGCGAGAAUCACUGGUGAUGGAUUACUUUGGGCAACUAAAAAGAUUCACUGGGAAAUCCGGUGGAUGCUCGCACAUAGAUGGCGUUUAUGAGGCUUUUCUGACGGACCCUUUCGGGGUUUGCACUGGGAGAGGCCUCAUAUUCAGGGCUAUGGGCUGGUACAGGCCCCCUUGGUGGAAGCGCUUGGUUUACGCAGUACAGCAAGUUUCCACCCUCUAUGACUUGGGCAUGGGAAUCAAACAAAAGCACAGUGAUGGAAUGGAUUAGUUCAAUAGACCUGGUUGUAUCAGGCAUCCAUACAAUGACUUGGUUCCUCAUUUUCA